UAAGUUUAAAUAUAAAUCGAAAUGAAAUUUAAGUUCAUUUUUGUGCUUGUUUUAUUAUACGUACCAAUAUCUUUCUCUUCGAAUAUUUUAUACUUAUCGAUUUUACCUUCGCACUCGCAUCAUUUUUGGAAUAGUGCCAUUAGCAAUGAACUUGCGAAACGUGGUCAUAACAUAACAAUAGUAUCUCCAGAUGCUGAGAUAGAUCCCCCAGCAGGUGUAAAUUAUAUAAUUCUUGAAAAUCAGUAUGUGAUCGAACAAAAUUUUGUGAAAACCAUUCUAAAUGCAUCCGAAGCCGUCAAUCCCUUUCAUGAGGCAAUUGAGUUGCAACAAUGUUACGAUGCUCUGUGUUCCGGUGCAGUUGAAACAGAUGGUUUUCGAACUUUAUUGAAUUAUCCGGAUAAUUUCAAGUUCGAUUUGAUUGUGCAUGAUUUUACAGUUGGCUCAUGCUUGCUACCGUUCCUGCACAAAUUCAAUUACCCGCCCAUGCUUGCUGUUACAGCCUUUGGUCAUCCAUCAUUUGUGAAUGAUCUGAUUGGUGGCCACCACUAUUAUGCCUAUGUUCCGCAUAUGUUGCUUCAGUUCGAUGACACAAUGACAUUUGUACAGAGAUUUCUUAAUUUUUUGAUUCAUGUUGAGGAAUACGUUUUGUUCAAAUACUAUUUAAUACCGAGACUUGAUGCGAUCGCUGCAAAAUACUUUGGCCCAAAUGUUCCGUCAGUUGGUGAAUUGGAGCAAAGAGCGGCGCUAGCGUUUGUAAAUACACACCCUGUCAUGGAGACUGUUCCACUUCCGCAAAACGUUAUUCCCGUAGCUGGUGUUCAAAUAAAGGAACCAAGGCCACUGCAAAAGGAUUUGAGAACAUUUAUCGAUUCAUCAAAGAAAGGAGCAGUAGUUUUCUCUUUGGGCUCGAAUUUCCGUAGUGAUUAUAUGCCAGCAGCAAAGCAACAAAUUUUUUUGAAGGUUUUGAGUGAGCUUCCCGAUUAUCAUUUUCUUUGGAAAUUUGAGAGCAAUAUCUCAGCAGCGGAUUUGCCAGAAAAUGUGUUGAUUCGGCCUUGGUUGCCAGUGUCAGAUAUUCUCGCAGAUCCCAAAGUUAAGGCAAUUUACUUCCACGGUGGAAUGUUAACCACACACGAGGCCAUUUGGAGAGGCGUUCCAAUGAUCAUUAUGCCAUUUGCACUUGAUCAGCAACAAAAUUUAAUAAAAACAAAGCGCAUGGGUAUCGCUGAAGGUGUUGAUUAUCUAUCGUUGAACCACAAUCAAAUCCGGAAAACAAUUCUGAAAGUACUGGAAGAUCCAUCGUAUUCGCUGAAUGCACGGAAAUGGUCGAAACGAUUCCGAGACCAGAAAGAAAAACCAUUAGACCGAGCUAUGUGGUACAUUGAGUGGCUCAUACGAAAUCCAGACUGCGAAUAUUUGAAAUCACCCGUUCUUCGACUCGGUUUCACUAUCGGAAAUUCUUACGAUAUUAUUGCAUCUAUUACAGUGUUUCUUACCCUAUCACUGAUAAUUUCACUAAAAUUAUUCUCGUGUUGUGUGAGAAAAAGUUUCAAACUCAAUUAUUCCAAGCCUUUGCACAAGAAAGUUGAUUAAAUUUUCGUCAACUCGCUUUGACUAAUUAAAAA
This is a messenger RNA of Sitodiplosis mosellana (orange wheat blossom midge), 1622 nucleotides long. RefSeq names its product UDP-glycosyltransferase UGT5-like. The coding region runs from base 22 to 1590 and encodes 522 amino acids. Gene Ontology annotation, molecular function: UDP-glycosyltransferase activity. The transcript has 6 exons. The record is from RefSeq and is a predicted model, not a curated record. Lineage: Eukaryota; Metazoa; Arthropoda; Insecta; Diptera; Cecidomyiidae.